CUUUCCCUCGUAAUGACUGUUGAGUUAUCAUUUGUAUAUAGAGGAUAUGAGAAAGAGAAAUAUAAUUGCCCUGCUCAAAACUAUUGUUUUGGUGGAAGAGAUAAUCCUUAGGGCAAUAUUGAUCACAUAGCAUAAAAAUUCCUAUAUCUUUUACAGUUUUUAAAAACUUUUGCUAAUGUACAAGCAAGAAGAAAACUAGGCUGCCUGAAGAUCUGAACAUGAACAAGUCUGUUAGGAUCAAUGGACACAAAAUGCUUCUUCUGUCUGUGCUUCUGCCCUUGGCUGCUGUACUACAACAAGCUUUGGGAAAGACUAUAGUGAGUAAAAUGUCUCCAAAAAAACAACUGGAAAUCCUUGAUCAUAUUAAUGAUGUCAGGAGAAAUGUGGAACCUACUGCAAGCAAUAUGAUGAAAAUGGUAUGGAGUGAUGAAGCUAGUGCGAGUGCUGGAAAAUGGGUCAGCCAAUGUCAUUUUAGAAAUAGUCCAAAAGAAGAACGCAUUUCAAAUAAUGUUGUCUGUGGAGAGACACUGUCCCAAACAAUGACACCAAGCUCCUGGCCAGAUGUAAUUCAGUCAUGGGCCAGUACAAAGCAUAAUUUCAAAUAUGGCAUUGGACCAAUUGACCCAAAGAAAAACAUCUAUAGCUAUACUCAGCUCAUAUGGUAUAAUUCACAUAUGGUUGGAUGUGCACUUGCUUAUUGCAAAGGGAAUAGUUAUCCAUACUUAUAUUCGUGCCAUUUCUGCCCUAGUGGGAACAUUCAAGACAAAAUAGCAGCACCCUACAAAGAAGGCCCUUCCUGUGCAGACUGCCCUUCUGACUGUGAUGAUAAACUAUGUACCAAUGCAUGUCCAUACAAAAAUGUAUACAGUGAAUGUGAAAAAAUGAAAAACCUUUUUAGUUGUGAGUCAAAUGUUAUGGUUGACAACUGCCAAGCCUUAUGUAGAUGCCCAGAUCAAGUUUCAUAAAUAUAAAUACAUGGACACCACAAAGGUCUUAUUAAAACAACAGUACUUCACCGAGAAGGAUGAAAAUUCAGGAUUAAAAAAAUCUCUUUAACUGGCAAAAAGGAAGGAGCUGAAAAUUGUUUCUAAUGUAUUUUGCUGGUUUUAAAGUUACAAUGAAGAAAAAAGAUCUUUCACAUAAAACACAACAAGAAAACAUGUUGCAGUAAAUUAAAGUUACACAUAACACUUUUCUUGCAGAUGUAGUCUGUAACAGAAUUUGUAUCUAUACAAAUACAAAUGUAUAGAUAUGAGUAAUUUUGUCUUAUUAUGCAUUAAAAGCUAUCCACCGAA
Molecule: messenger RNA, 1295 nt
Organism: Anolis carolinensis (green anole)
Lineage: Eukaryota; Metazoa; Chordata; Lepidosauria; Squamata; Anolidae
Product: cysteine-rich venom protein ENH1
Exons: 8
Coding region: 219-965 (248 amino acids)
Source: RefSeq, a predicted model, not a curated record